AUGGAUGCAUGUAUUCAAUUUGAAUUUCGUGGUUUACCAAUGCCAUUCGACUAUAUUGAUGUGUAUCUCAGCGGUUAGUCUAUGAAAAUUUGUUUCUAUGCAUAAGAUUAUCACUGGUUCUGCUCGCUAUUGUCCUCAGUUUUUAGAUGAGUAUUAAUCUUGAUGGUAAAAUGAUUUGUGCUGAGGCAGUAUACCACGAGAGUGAGGGUAAAUGUUACACACGUCUCCCGUGAGCAGACAUUCACAUCCACACUUCGUCAACAUAUUAAAUUCUAUUAAUGAAUAAGAAAAGGAAGUUUUUAUUGGCUUUAAAGGCACUAUAUUUCACUUCGCACACUUCAAGUUCUUAUAUGAUUGAUGUUUUCCUAACCAAAAAUAAUGAUUAUUAUCAUUACUAAGUAUAAUACAAUUCGAACUAUUGAAUAUAGUCUGUUCCUUUUGUAACCAUGCCAUAUCAAUUAACGGUUUUGCUUUUCCCGAAAUAUUGACAUGUAAACUUUGUAGUUGAGACAUAUUUUCUAAAAUCAAACCAAUUGUAUCGUUUUGUGAUUGAAUACAUAAAGAUAAAUGUUGACAUUUCGAGGAAAAAACCCGAAUAAUUUGUUGAAUUUCAUGAUUAUUUAUAUAUUGUGAUCGUGCGUAUCUUCCACAUAAUUUUAAAGAGAUAAUCUUACGAGAUAGAUGAUCACAUAUAGAAACAUUAUUCCAAUGUUCUGUCGCUAUCUGUAAAAUUCUCUUUUCUGCAACCAACGAAUGUAAGUGAGGUGCAUUUUUCAAUAUAUGAAGAAAGUUUUCUGGUGACAUCGUUGUAGGACAAUUCAUCUCUAAAUAUUGUAGUUUACUCAAUACAUGCAUCCAUUUAAUUGAAUCAAAAUCAUUAUAAAUAGUCAAAUUAAUCACUCCGUUUCUAUGGAAGUUUUCAUCAGGUUCAGAAGAUUUAUUUAGGACUUGUAGUGUUUUGACAUUUGAGAAUAGAUUAGUGUAGAAAUCAUUGUUAUAAUCAUCCAAUAAAGUUGAAAUAGUUUUGAUGUUAGUACCUUUCAAAGCUGUAUAGGUUUCGAAAGGAAAUGGUAGUGAGUAGAGUAGUGCACCGCUACGAUCAGAUAUAUCACAACGAAUAAACCAUUUCCUUUCCAGUAUAUAGAACGGUGUGGAGAAUGACACUAUGGCUUCAUCCAAUUGAUAAGGUGAUUGCAAUGAAUAUUCGAAGUUAAAAUAAAAUUUGAAGAUUUUUAAUAAUGGAAGUGAUGAACGAAUUAAGGUCUCCCACAUUUGACCAUUAGGAGGUAUUCUUGCUCUUUGUAUUUGAUAGAUUUCAAGAGUAUUUAGUAAUGACAAAUGAACAAGUGAACGUUGUAUAAAAUUCCAACAUUCUUCGUAAUCGAAGAUAACUCUAAGAUGUCUUAAUGUUGAUGGCCAUGGUAGAUCGUUUCUAAACCAAUGACAAUUUUCUAUUGUAUAUUCAAUACUUUCAAGUUGAGAAAAAUUCUAAAAAAAUAAUAAAGAAAAUGAUUCAAUUUUCUGUAUUUUUAAAUUUACUUUUAUCCAAUCGAUAUGAGAACAGGCACCGAAAACAAGUUUUUUCAGAUUUGGAAGAUCAAGUUGAGGCAUUGUUUCACCACAUAGAGAUUUAAUUGUUAAUGAAACAAGAGUUUUUAAAGAUGAAAGUUGGGAUAAAAUAGUGCAUGUCUUUCGAAAGUCUAAAUUUGAAAUGACUAAUGAUUGUAAUAGAGGAAAAUCAUUGAUUAAAGAAUAAACUUGACAAAAGUAUUCGACA
This is a messenger RNA of Rotaria sp. Silwood1, 1777 nucleotides long. The record is from the annotation of a GenBank genome assembly. NCBI's taxonomy places the organism in Eukaryota, Metazoa, Rotifera, Eurotatoria, Philodinida, Philodinidae.